AUGGCAGACUGCAACGAGAAUGCGGCAUGUCAAGAACAUUCAAGACCCAAGGACUGCGCAGACGACACAGAUAGUGAUGACGAACCAAGCUUCCAAGAAAAGCUCAAAAAUCUGCUGUCAUCUCACGCAAUCAAAAGCGCGUUCGAGAAAACACCUAUCAAGUUCGUCCCCGAAGGCAUCAUCCACGAGCUGAUUACGGAAGACCAAAUCAAGGCCGCCUUGGAUAUACAAGCAGCAACGGUUGAAGAAGACGAACUGGUGGGAUUCACACGUAUGCGCGCGAAAAAGAUAUUUGCUAUCGCAAUCCACGUACAGCCAAACAAGAUAGUCGCAAUCAUGAAAUGGUGGAAGAAGAAUAAUAUGGACGAUGGCGAUCUGCCGAUCACCUUUCGGCCUGGAUGGAAGAGGCAGUGGCUUUCGGAAUUUUGCGAAAUGCAAUGGAUGUUCCUCGCUCCUGUCUUCUCGACAACUCAAUACAACCGCAAUCUCGAUGACGCCCACAUCUUACCUUUCAUUUCCAAAAGGAAGCAUCUGGAUCCGCCGUUCCUGGAUCAUAGUUCGUUCGCAGUCAAGGAGAUUCAGCCUUCCGAUAACGCGCAGGAAGUUGCAGAACAUUGGGAAAGAGAGGUCAAAGCCCUCCGAACCAUGAAUGAGUUGAACCAAGAUCACAUUGUUCGUUUCGUUACAGCUUUUCGACGCCGUAGAGAGCACGGCGACCCAGAUCACUACCUGAUAUUUGAAUGGGCUGAUGGCGGAAACCUCCGCAUCAAAGAUGCUAUGUUCCAGAUACUGGGACUUGCCAGAGCACUCGCGGCUGCGCACGACCUCGACAAGACCGGCGCAUCAUACCGCCAUGGAGACAUCAAGCCGGAAAACAUUUUGUGUUUUAGUAACGGCCGCACGAUUGGUACUCUCAAAAUUGGCGACUGGGGUGAAGCGAAAGAGCACGGACAGGUGACAGACAUGCGUCCCAGCAAAACCACAGCAAAAUAUGGCACUCGUGUCUAUGAGGCCCCUGAGGUCGAAACGGGCGUCAGAGCUAAGUACCUGGGUCAGUCAACAAAGCGCCGCUCUCGACUAUACGAUGUCUGGGCGAUGGGAUGCAUCACUCUCGAAUUCACCAUAUGGCUGUUGAAAGGGCUCGGUUCGAAUCUUUCAGAACUCCCAGAACGACCUCGUACCGACUCGGUCGUCUCGGAGGCAAGGCUUGAAGCAAGUGUUACUCCCGCGAACAACACACCCUUUGACCUUGAGGAUAUCCCAGAUGUAGCAACAGCUGUAGGAAUUCCUUCUUUCAGCGUCACUCCUGCUGAAGCGGAGCCUGAAAGAAUCCCCAUACAGCCUGAACCCGAAGCGCAAGGUCACUCACGAUGCCUCGCAGCCGAAUUCUGCUCGCGAAUGGAAUACAUUGUCGCAGAAGAUCCGGAUGAAGAUGAAGGCUAUUGGUUUACAUGUUGGGUACAGCCUGCAGAACUCCGCUCUACGGCAGAUCUUAUACUACCGCCCUCUCCCACCACAGAAGUCUACUCUGGUGAGGUCUUCCAAAAACCAAGCUGGGAAACCAAUCGACCUACCGUUGGCGGGUUGAUGGCACCCUCCCAGAAGAGGAUAGACUACGCGCCUCCAGAACUCGAUGAAGAUGACUGGAAGUACCAGUCUGGCAAUGAUCUUGCAUCAAGUUUGUUCGACUCACUCAGGGAAAGCAAAUCCCUGGGGUCGUCCAACAAUAUCUCUCAAUCUCGACUCUGCUCAGAUUGCAUCUGCCUCCAAGAGGAGUUGUUCACACCAGGAUUUUCUAAGUCGUACGACGUGCACACCCUUCGAAUGAGCGCCGAAAGAAAGCACUGUGACUUGUGCGUCCUGCUCUGGCAGACUGCUAUCCGAGACGGUGGCGUGAAGUUUGCGAGCAUCAAGCUUGAGCGGACUGGUUCGUUUCUCCGGAUGAAAAGCAAUGGCCUUCCUGUACUGUCCAUCGUCCAUUAUCCGGAGGAGCUCUCUAGGGUUACCAGCGAUGGCCAGGUUGGAUUUGUUCAGCUCCCAGAAGCAGGUAGCACCACUCACCUUGAGGUGCUCCAGCACUGGCUCCACGAUUGCAACGGCCAUCACGGAUGUUCCCCAGCUCAGCAUACAGCAAAUAGCACAAAGAUCCGGCUACCGACGCGGUUAAUCGAUGUUGGCACAGAUGAGGAUGACACAAUUCGACUGUGGGAGACCGAACCAUCGGAUGUGGGCGAGUGGAUUGCUCUAUCGCAUAAAUGGGGAUCUCGACAUCUUUCUACCACACCUGAAACCCUUCAAGACCACCUAAACGGUAUCAAAAUCGGCAUCCUCCCAGCCACAUUUAAGGAUGCGGUAAUCGUAACCCGCGCACUUGGACGUCGUUAUCUUUGGAUAGACUCACUUUGCGUGAUACAGGGUCCACAAGGCGACUUCAUGACCGAGGCCAAGCGUAUGGAAGCAGUUUAUAGCGGCGCCUACUGUGUUAUCGCGGCUAGUUGCGCUACUGACCACUAUGACGGCUUCUUGAAGCCUCGCACUCGACGAGAGUAUGUUGGUCUGGGUGGUCAAGGCAAUGGUCAACACCCUUUCUACAUCUGCCAGAACAUCGACAAUUUCAAGGACCAUGUGCUUGGUGGUGAGUUGCACAGUCGUGGCUGGGUCUUACAGGAGCACGCUCUCGCCCGUCGAACGCUUUUCUUCACGGAGCAUCAAAGUUACUUCGAGUGCGGUAACGGCGUGCGCUGCGAGACGUCAACAAACCCACUCGCUGCCUUCCUUGGCGACCCAGAUUUCCCACGUAUGGUUUCCAAUGCUUCCCCUGGCGAGAAGAUCUUGCGCUUUCAAGGGCUGUACCGUAAAUUCUCGCGCCUAGGUCUAUCAAAAGCAUACGACCGACCUACUGCAAUCGACGGUCUUCAGCAACGUCUUCUUCGCACGAUGCGAGUCAGUGGUGGGUUCGGAAUCUUUGACGAAGGAACUAAACUGGGUCUACUCCGACGAAGCCUGCUGUGGUGCCGGGGCGUCGAUACAGACAGCUUGUCUCGUAUCCACUUCCCAACGGAGAGUGUCGUCGCCACGGUUCCAUCAUGGUCAUGGAUGGCAUACACUGGCGGGAUCGACUACCUGCAGCCUGACUUCGACAACUUUGAGUGGGAGGAGUUACAAUCGCCUUGGUCAUCCAAGGGUCCAACCAAUGUCUCAAGCACGGAUUUCCACACAGCAAAUAUAGCCCUCCACGCUACAGCGCGAGAAUACGAUUCCCUCAAGGCAGGGCUGCAAGGAGAAGGUGACCUAAUAUUUGACACGCCAAACGGGUCCACUGCACCACAGAGGUAUUGCGUAGUCCUAGGAAAGGCAAAAGGCAGCAUGUCGCCGGCGACUCAACAACACUACGUCCUGAUCAUUGCUGCAACCGCACAGAGAGACCGUAACGGGGACAAAGUGGUGAAGAUCCAUUAG
Messenger RNA from Alternaria hordeiaustralica, 3459 nucleotides. RefSeq lists its product as uncharacterized. The transcript has 8 exons. The coding region runs from base 1 to 3459 and encodes 1152 amino acids. Gene Ontology annotation, molecular function: ATP binding; protein kinase activity. Gene Ontology annotation, biological process: protein phosphorylation. The record is from RefSeq and is a predicted model, not a curated record. Lineage: Eukaryota; Fungi; Ascomycota; Dothideomycetes; Pleosporales; Pleosporaceae.